Hemibagrus wyckioides is the source of this 4083-nucleotide messenger RNA. RefSeq lists its product as uncharacterized. Gene Ontology annotation, biological process: negative regulation of DNA-templated transcription; negative regulation of circadian rhythm. Gene Ontology annotation, cellular component: nucleus. Bases 522 to 2024 code for a protein of 500 amino acids. Lineage: Eukaryota; Metazoa; Chordata; Actinopteri; Siluriformes; Bagridae. The record is from RefSeq and is a predicted model, not a curated record. The transcript is spliced from 4 exons.
CUGCUGAGGAUGUCACUCAGCGACAGAGCUGUCCAACAUCCCCUGAAACGAACGGCUACGUUAACGGAAUAUAAGUUUAGCACAGGCGCGCGCAACAAACCAGGAUGAAACAACGCACAAAGCGCGAGAAGGCAGAAGAGCAGCGCGCGCUCAAGGUAAGUGGGAACCCUGUAUUGGUUUUAAUCAAAUCAUUCAUUGUGUAAUUUGUAAAAUUCGAUGCGUUUGUGGUUUGUUUUAAUAGGUGUUCCAGGUAUUGAGGUUUUGUCGAUUAAUUCUAUAUUUUUUGGAGCAGGGUAUGUGUGUGUGUGUGUGUCAGAGUUUGAGUCUCUCCCUUUCAGGCCAAGCUGUAGUAUUACAUAAGCGGAGAAGCGCGGAUUCAGUCGCUUUGCUACUAGCCUGAACGAUGGUGGUGCAUGGGCUAAUCCAGUCCUGCAGAAUGGAGUGAAGAAGUAAAGACUGCUUAUCUUCAGGACUAAUUUUCAGCCCUCGCCUUGCCUCUCUUUCUGCCUCCAGUACCCACAAUGCCCCAGGAGGCGAGUUGUGUGGGGAGGUGUGCUGCCCUUCCUGGCAGUAAAAAUUCCAAGGACAAAAGCAACAGUGCUUCCCUGCUGUCCAGAACAAAAGGUCACACAGUGCAGAUGACGAAUGGACGGAACUCCCGCUGCAGUUCUGAGAAAGACUCAGGUUACUCAGAUGCUGGAUCUGACUAUCAGCAGACAGAUGUAGAUGAUCAACACAGUACUGUGACUGAGCUGAAGGCUCGUAAACCUCAGAAUACAGGAGAUCAGGGGAACCACAUCCUGGUAUCGGGACAAGCAGAGUUCACUCCUAUGUUUAUCAUCAAAAAUGUAGUUUUAAAACAGUCGGGACAGUCAGGACAGGAUCAGGUUCUCCAAUCUUUGUGGGGAUCGGAGAACACUAAUGCUCAAAGUAAUCUCUUGUUGCUGCAGCAGCCUGGCAUCACUGUCUCUCCACUCCAUGUUCUUACACCACAGUUACGAAGAGCUGAGAGCAAGAACAGAAAGAGCAAAAAUGCAUACCUCCCCAUCCUCAACUCGUAUCCCAAAAUUGCUCCCAAUCUGAACAAAAAAAAACCAGAGAAACCCCCAGCCAGAAGGGAUGGCAGUUCAGAGGAGCACAGCCUGAGUAAGAGGGUAUGUACUGAAGAAACUAAAGAGGAGGUAUCUGUAUCCACACAAGUGUCUGAGAAGCAUGCAAACAAGCAGCCUGAGAGCCACUCGCAAUCUGACUCUAAUUCCUUCUUACAUUCGAGUAGUGACUUAGAACAGAGGAGUUCAUGCCUCCUGCCUCCAGAAUUAAAAAUCAUGGGCACAUCAGCCUUCACGAGCUGGUCCUCUGUUUCCAGUUCAAAGACUUCCUCUUCAUCCUUUCCAGCUUCUUGCUCUGAACCUGCAGCACUUUUGCUCCCCACCAGUAAGGUGAACCUUUCAGGAGGCUCAGUCCCAGACUCUAACAUUGGCUUGACAAAGCACCGCCGCUUCCUCAACACAGUGGAGAUAUUGAGCCAGUCAGGGCUGCUGGACAUUACACUAAGAACACAGGAGUUGCUCCGCCAGAGUGCUGCUACAGAGCAAAACAUUGCUCAGCUGCGACAACAUACACAUCUGCUGCGCCAGGCUGUCCAUGCAGGUUCCAACGUGCCCACUUUGGAGAAAGUACACCGAAUCAUGGUGGAGUCUGGUUGCUAUCCAAAUCUCAGGAGCUUGCUUUUUAUGGGCAGUGAUAAUGGAGAGCUUGAGGCUGACAGCAGUUCCAGAAUUGAUGCCAUGAUCACCUACAGAUGUGAGUUUAAUGGGCAGGAAGGAGUUGCACCUCCGUCCCCACUUCUCACCACUGAGCCAGUCAGGGAAGGCAGAGAUUUACCAUCAGCAAAUCAGCAGGACUCAACAUUUGGCAUGGACUGGUUGAUGGCCCAUGGGAAGCACCCGCUUCACAAAAAGCUUCAUGUGCCUCCAGACAGCUCAACUUGUGUGGUGGCCGCUGUAGAAACUUACACCGACUAAUACUCACUGAGUUAAAUACUGUAAUUUAACUCAAACAUACAUACACAAACAUACACAAACAUACAUCCAUUGAUUGCUCGCCUUCAAGUCAGGGAGUGCUGGCCUUCACUUUGGAGAAACAUUUUAGGUGGCAUGUUGAAGUCAUAAAUUAAUUUAAGAAUGAGCCACUUCAUGAUAAGCCCUGUUUUUGUGUUUUCGCAAUUUAUAGUAUCUCAGGGUAUUCACAAGCAUUGCAUUACUUUCUUGACCUCUUAAGUUUUGUUUGAUUUCAAAUUGUAGUUCUUAUGCAUCCACUUAUUAUUUUAAUUUCUUUACCUCAACGUAUUAAAUGGCACAGUCAGGCCUGGACAGGCCAUCGGGAGACUCUGGAUAACUCCCGGUGGCCUGGCCUUUCUUCUGACUUGAAAUUGUCCUAUUCUGUCCUUAGCGGCUGACAAUUGCUGUAGAUCCUAGAAAUUGUGUUCUGUCAAUAAAAUCAAAUUAAAACAUAGCUAACGUUACCCAAAUUAACUACAACAUCACCAUUUAGCAAGUAAAACCACAGCUGGCUGCUUAAUUAUUAGCUGAUACAAUAUUUUUGUUACAGGUGGUUUUGAAAGUGGAUCAUUUUUAAGACUGACUCGCUAAAACUGAACACUUUCAACAGGGCUGUAACUAUGUAGCCAGCAGGUAUAAUUUAUAAUAAAAACUGAAAGUAGUUUAUAACAUUUGUUAGUGAGUGGCUGCUAGUUUUUGUUGUUGUUUUUUUUUUAGCAUUUUGCAAGAUAUAUCAGAAGAUAGGUCUACACUUAAUGAUCAUACAAAAACAGGUAGCAUAAUUACAGGUACAGGGCAGACAGAAAGCAAAUAAAUAAAUAAAAGAAAUGCCCUGAACAAAUGAAAUUCUGUGAUUUGAUCUUGUAUUGUUACAUUUACUUUAUUUGUUUAGUUAUUGUUAAAAGUAAUGUAACAUCUGUUUUUCUUUAGAGAUAGAGUCACCAAUUGAAUAAUUGAGAAUUUUUGAAACAGGAAAACUGUCCAUUCUGAGAUACUUUUCUGGAUCUUCUAACCCGUAGAUAUUUUAGUUACUGGAGGGUUCCUUGUCAGCUUGAACCAGUUUGCCCAUUAUCCUUUGACCUCUCUCAUUACCAGUAUAUUUCUUUAUAGGUUUAUGGGCAUCAUUCUGUAUAUAACCCAAUUUAGUGACAAUUAUCCAAGCCACAGUCAACGUUACUGAAUCACUUUUUUCUCCUCAUUCUGAUAGAUAAUUCUGAUCACCCUUGUUUACAUGCUUUUAUGCAUUGAGUUGGUGCCACUUUAUGAGAUGUUUGAUUAAAUGAGCAGAUAUAUGGGGAUUGCUGAUAAACUGGUCAUUACAGUAGGUGGUCAGUGGUCCCCAAUUUAGUUGUGCGAGUAUGGAGUUGCAUAAGCGGAUCUCUUGGUGUGAAUUUUUGUCCCAGUCCAGAUCUAAGCACAAGAGACGACUAUUAAUUGUUUUAAAUUCUACAAUAGAAAAAACUACACUGUCUUUGGUAUAUCCCUUUCCUAAGAAAAAUACACUCUAUUAUGUACUAUACUUAUGUAUUAUGCUUUUGGCAUCCAUAGUAAUUUAGUCAUUGCAUUGUGGUCUAUUUAUCAUCAGCAUUACAUGUGACUACAAAUAGGUCUUUUGCCUCUACAUCACGAUAGCCUGCUGGUGCUACAUGACAUGCUGUAAGUACUGGGAUAAAAAGUCUCCUCAUACAUGGACAUAACACUAAAAAUGUAAACUCUUCUAAAAGGUUUUGCAAUAGAUCUUCUUAGUAUAAUAUUUUCUAUGACAUCCAUUCCACGUUUGUUAAAAGUCUUGUUCUGUGCUAGAAACUGUAAUAAUUAAUGUUAAUAAGGAGUAAUAACUGGCUGUACAUCUGAAUGUUAAAUGAUUUUUUUUUAUUAUUAUUUUUGAUUCUCUGUGAAACACAAAGGUUUACUAACGUUUUAAAACUGAUCAUUUCUUCAAUCAUGAACCAUGUAAUAAUACUCUAUGUGAUUAUACAUGUCUAUAUGUCUAUAAAUGUGAUAAUAAAUGUUAUACAUGAUA